CGCCGACGGCCCGCCUGGCGCCAUUGAAGGCAGGCAGACGGCUGAGUCACUGCUCGUCCCAUCCAAACAUAGCUCAUGAUAAACAGGAAGCGUGUUGUUGUGUUGUUCUGACCUCCGGUGCACCGAGGCCGCCUGGCAGGAUGCUGACCGUGACGCUGAGGACGCUCCAGCAGCAGACGUUUAAAAUCGACAUCGACUCCGAAUUGACGGUGAAAGCAUUGAAGGAGAGAAUCGAGGAGGACAGAGGCAAGGAUGCGUUUCCGACUGCAGGACAAAAACUAAUAUAUGCAGGUAAAAUCUUGAACGAUGACACAGCGUUGAAAGAGUACAACAUCAGUGACAAGAACUUUGUGGUGGUCAUGGUCACUAAGCCUAAAGCAGCCCCUCCCCCUCAAACAUCCCCUAAGUUGACACCGCAGCCAGCUCCGCCCUCCUCUACCCCUUCCUCCUCGUCAGCAGCGGCCAGCGUCCCAACACCAGAACCCUCGCCGGCAACACUCAAGGCGCCUGCACCCACGCCCACCCCGCAGUCGUCAGAGACGCCUCCCCCAGCGCCGGAAAACACCCCCACGACUUCUCCCGAAGACACCUCUCCGGUGCCGGCCUCCUCCGCCACGGCCACCGCCGCGCCCUCCUCGACCGACGCCCCGACGACCCCGGCCGAGCAGGCGGAGGACAAGCCAAAGGAGGAAGCUGAGAGUACAACACCCGUCCCGUCGGCCGCUUCCAGCCUGGUGGAUGAGCUGGGUCUGCUGGAGGAAGCGGCGUCCAUACUUGUGACGGGCCAGGCCUACGAGAACCUGGUGUCGGAGAUCAUGUCCAUGGGCUACGAGCGGGAGGCGGUGGUGUCGGCUCUCCAAGCCAGCUACAACAACCCAGACCGGGCAGUGGAGUAUUUACUGAUGGGUAUCCCCACCGAAGCAAGCGACGCUCUGCCCCGUGACGCUCUGCCCCGUGACGCUCCUCCCCGUGAUGCUCCGGCCAGUGACGCACCGCCCAGUGACGCGCCGCCCAGUGACGCUCCGCCCAGUGACGCUCCAUCUGACCAAGCAGCCCCAACCCCGCAACCUUCACAGCCGCCAACAGCAGCCGCCACUCGCACGUCGUCUGGCAGCCAGCCCGCCCCUGCUAGCGCGGGCUCUCCGUCCACAGGGAACCCUCUGGAGUUCCUAAGGAACCAGCCUCAGUUCCAGCAGAUGAGGCAGAUCAUCCAGCAGAACCCGGCCCUGCUGCCCGCCCUGCUGCAGCAACUGGGUCGAGACAACCCGCAGCUGCUGCAGCAAAUCACGCAGCACCAGGAGCGCUUUGUCCAGAUGCUGAACGAGCCUCAGGGCGGGGGCGAGGGCGCCGAACCCCGGGGGUCGUCCCGCUCCAACUACAUCCAGGUCACCCCGCAGGAGAAGGAGGCCAUCGAGAGGUUAAAAGCUUUGGGCUUCCCAGAAGGCUUGGUCAUCCAGGCGUACUUCGCCUGUGAGAAGAAUGAAAACUUGGCCGCCAACUUCCUGCUGCAGCAAGCAUGGGAUGACGAGUAGCGGGCUCCCGUGCCACUAGGGGCCGCCAGAGCACAUUUCCUUUCCCGACACGCGCCCCAACAGCACUGAUGGACGGUUAGCCGUGCGGCGGCUACGUGAAGAUGUUGGAGUUUUUUGUUGUUUUUGCCUUCACUCUCCAUCAGGCUUUGGUUAGUUUUGUGUGCAGAUGAUCAUGGCGAUCUUUUCAAUAAAUGCUGACUUUGAUUGAUA
Messenger RNA from Nerophis lumbriciformis (worm pipefish), 1742 nucleotides. It is a transcript of the gene rad23ab, whose product is annotated as RAD23 homolog A, nucleotide excision repair protein b. Lineage: Eukaryota; Metazoa; Chordata; Actinopteri; Syngnathiformes; Syngnathidae. Gene Ontology annotation, cellular component: nucleoplasm; cytosol. Gene Ontology annotation, molecular function: polyubiquitin modification-dependent protein binding; ubiquitin binding; damaged DNA binding. The record is from RefSeq and is a predicted model, not a curated record. Gene Ontology annotation, biological process: nucleotide-excision repair; proteasome-mediated ubiquitin-dependent protein catabolic process.